CUUCUUGGAAACAAAAUCUCCACAUACAUUGUGGUUUGGGUUUUAUUUGUUUGGUUUUGUUGGUUUUUUCCUUUGUCUGUUUGGUUUUUGGGUUUUUUUAAGCUUAAUAUUGGUUUUGGAGCUUAGAGAAACUAGUGUACAGCAGCCUGUGAGUUUUGUCCCCCUUCCCUUAUCUUGCUGCUUGUUCAGGGCUUGGGGUGUGCUUAGGCUUUGUUCUGGAGGCAGGACUGCAGCAGGAAUCCCUGGCUGGCGGCUGGUGCCCAGCUGGGUCCUGCUGAGCUGCGUUAUUCCCAAGCUCACCUCCAAGCACUGUGCCUAAUGCUGUUCCUCCUGCUCCCAGCAGCUGUUGCCACAGAGAUGCCACCAUGGCUUUGAUGGUUGUCAACCAGAAGGAUUUAGAAUAAUGCGAAGGUUGUGACCAUCAAGGGGGGAUGUCAGCGCUGCCUUCCUGGGGCUGGAGGAUUGAAAAGGAGAAAGGACCAGAGCUGUUUGAUCCAGGCUGCUUUUGACUGCUGCCUCAAUCUGCUGUACCCUGGUGGUGGUGGAAGAACAGGGCAGUCGUUCCUGCUCGGUUCUGUGGUAUCACCACAGCAGGGUCACCAUGAAUGUAACAAGUUUAUUCUCCUUCACCAGCCCAGCAGUGAAGAGGCUGUUGGGGUGGAAGCAAGGAGAUGAAGAAGAGAAGUGGGCAGAGAAAGCUGUUGACGCACUAGUGAAAAAACUGAAGAAGAAAAAAGGUGCUAUGGAGGAGCUGGAAAAAGCACUAAGCUGUCCUGGUCAGCCCAGCAACUGUGUCACAAUUCCUCGUUCCCUGGACGGCCGGCUGCAGGUGUCGCACCGGAAAGGGCUCCCGCACGUCAUUUACUGCAGAGUGUGGCGCUGGCCAGACCUGCAGAGCCACCAUGAACUGAAACCUCUGGAGUGCUGCGAGUUCCCCUUUGGUUCAAAACAGAAGGAGGUUUGCAUCAAUCCCUACCACUACAAGCGGGUGGAAAGUCCUGUUCUUCCCCCGGUGCUGGUUCCGAGGCACAGCGAGUACAACCCCCAGCACAGCCUCUUGGCGCAGUUCCGCAACCUGGGGCAGAACGAGCCGCACAUGCCGCACAACGCCACCUUCCCGGACUCCUUCCAGCAGCCCAACAGCCACCCGUUCCCCCAGUCGCCCAGCAGCAGCUACCCCAACUCUCCUGGGAGCAGCAGCAGCACCUACCCACAUUCUCCAGCCAGCUCAGACCCGGGAAGUCCUUUCCAGAUGCCAGCUGAUACUCCCCCGCCCACUUACCUGCCUCCGGAAGAUCCGAUGACACACGAUACCUCCCAGCCCAUGGAUACCAACAUGAUGGCACCUGCAAUUCCCCCUGACGUGCACAGAGGAGAUGUCCAGGCCGUUGCUUACGAAGAGCCGAAGCACUGGUGCUCCAUCGUCUACUACGAGCUGAACAACCGCGUGGGGGAGGCGUUCCACGCGUCCUCCACCAGCAUCCUGGUGGAUGGCUUCACUGACCCCUCCAACAACAAGAACAGGUUCUGCCUGGGGCUGCUCUCCAACGUCAACCGCAACUCCACCAUUGAGAACACGAGGCGGCACAUCGGCAAAGGUGUCCAUCUCUACUACGUUGGAGGGGAGGUGUACGCUGAAUGUUUGAGCGACAGCAGCAUCUUUGUGCAAAGUCGGAACUGCAACUACCACCACGGCUUCCAUCCCACCACGGUCUGCAAAAUCCCCAGUGGCUGCAGUCUGAAGAUUUUCAAUAACCAAGAGUUUGCUCAGCUCCUGGCUCAGUCCGUGAACCAUGGCUUUGAGACAGUGUAUGAGCUUACUAAGAUGUGCACUCUCCGGAUGAGUUUUGUAAAGGGUUGGGGAGCUGAAUAUCAUCGCCAGGAUGUAACGAGCACUCCAUGCUGGAUAGAGAUACAUCUCCAUGGUCCCCUUCAGUGGCUGGAUAAAGUACUUACUCAGAUGGGCUCUCCUCAUAAUCCUAUUUCUUCAGUGUCUUAAAAGGUCCCAAGCUCCUGCGUUUUGGAAACAGUUGAGCCUUGCAUGUACUUGAAAGAUGUAUGAGUCAGACACACAUUUUUUUUUUUUCCCCCCCCUCAGCUGGCAACAGCUGAAAAAGAGCCAUGAAAACACUUGACUUCUGUGACCAACUGCUGGGUUCAGAAAACAAAGAUAAAUAAACCCCUUUGACAUACUGUUGGUAUAAAGAAUUUUAGUUUACAUUGUAAUGUACUGUUGUGGAGUUGAUUUACAGGGCUUAGUACAAGAGGGACAACAGAGCCAAAGCCAAACUCAGUGUGCUGGACAGAGUUCCCGAAGGAUUUUUCUGCAGCCGUCACUCUUAAGGUUCUCCUUCCUUACAUUCAGCACUCACUGGUUUCCUCCACGUCCUCUGGAGCUAAGAGUGGAUGUUGGCCAAGUCUGCUUUUUGCAGCCUCUCUUCAGUACUUCUUGGAAACAUUACACUGAUGGUUGCUGUUCUCUUUAAAAGUAAAAGCAAGCAUAAGGUUUAAUCUCAAUAACUGUGUGCUGUCUCUGAAAUUGUGUCCUGACCAUACUGCUGUAAGAAUGUUAGGUAUGUUCUUUUGCUAAAUGUAUGUAUGGUGUAUUUGAAAGUUUAGAAAUUAAUUAGAUUUAGACCAUAAAGGAAUUAGGAAUAUUUGAAUGGGGGGAGGUGGGAGUGGGAGGGGAAAAUGACAGCUGAAAUGUAGAAUAUAUUGUAAACAUAGCGUGUUAGUUUAAACUGAGGUCUGAAUUUUGUUGUGCAUUUUGUUUUCAUAGUGGCUUCAUCUUGUUAGUUCUGACUGUUUGCCUCUUCCUUUUCCCCCAAAGCAACUGUGCAGCUUCUUUUACCCAUGAAGAGGACAAAAUUAUUAAUUACUGCAGUUUGAAGGCUGUAGCUCUAUGUAUUUCAAGACAAAUUUGUACAGAGUGCUCUUUAACUACUGAGCAGUUUUAUACACUUUAUGUAACAAAAGUAGGCUUUUAUUCUGUGAGAGAAUCUUGUUUUGCCAAACCUAGUAACUGUUAAUUGUCGGGAGGACUUCAGUAUCCCUGUGGGGGUCUAUUUCAAACGUUAAAAAUAUAUAUAUUUUUAAUUUUUUUUUUGCUUGGUUUAUUUUCUUCUCUUUGCUCUUUUAUAUUCAUGUAAGCUGUAGUACUUUCAAGUACUUUUAUUCCAAAACUAGUGGGUCCUCUUUACUGGAAAUUUUGAAUAAAACCUGUUGUUACUGCUUUCAUUUGAUUAAAA
Molecule: messenger RNA, 3248 nt
Organism: Passer domesticus (house sparrow)
Lineage: Eukaryota; Metazoa; Chordata; Aves; Passeriformes; Passeridae
Gene: SMAD1
Product: SMAD family member 1
Exons: 7
Coding region: 602-1999 (465 amino acids)
Biological process (GO): transforming growth factor beta receptor signaling pathway; regulation of transcription by RNA polymerase II; cell differentiation
Cellular component (GO): heteromeric SMAD protein complex
Molecular function (GO): DNA-binding transcription factor activity, RNA polymerase II-specific; RNA polymerase II cis-regulatory region sequence-specific DNA binding; I-SMAD binding
Source: RefSeq, a predicted model, not a curated record